AAUAAGAAUGUACAUUCAAGUGCCUUACAUAAGUAAAUUGUGAAAAUGUUUUAAUCAGUGAAAGUGUCAACAGAGAAUGGAGAAGGGAAUCAUUACAACAUUUUGUCUUAUUAUUAAAUUAGUACUUUAGUGAAAAUCAAGUGCAAUACGUUGCUAUGACUAAAGAUAAGUGAAGUGAAGUGACAAUGAAGAACGAAGCAAAAGAGUGGGAGAAGGAGAGACUUAAUCCUAAUGGAUGGUUGUCAUCCCGACCAAGCCAACAGUUUAAUGUAGUCCGGAGGGUUUAUCAGCAGGAUGUGCUGAAUAAGGACGCCGACUACCAAGUACCCGAUAAGCCUUUGAGCUAUCGCUGCAAGAAGGCGGUCAAGAGUUGUGGCUUCGGCGAAUGCCUGCUCAACUCUGUACCGAUUGCGCGAUGGCUACCCCGGUACAGUGCCGGUCGCGACCUGGUGGGCGACCUUGUCGCUGGCGCCACCACUGCAGUCAUGCAUAUACCUCAGGGUAUGGCAUACGCGUUGCUCGCAGAAGUUCCGCCCAUUGUGGGUCUGUACAUGGCCUUCUUCCCAGUUCUGAUCUACGUUAUCUUUGGCACCUCGCCGCAUGUCUCCAUGGGAACCUUCGCUGUCGCUUGCCUGAUGGCGGGAAAGGUUGUUACUCAAUACUCGACUCAUCCUGAUUACGUUAAUUUAUUAAAUGCAACAGCAAAUGUUACGACAGGUGGCGUUAUAGCCGCUCCGCAGUACACUCCACUACAAGUAUUAAGCAUAGUUUGUCUGUCUGUUGGAUUCUUUCAGGUGAUAAUGUGGAUGUUACGUCUCGGGGCUGUCUCCACCCUGCUGUCAGAACCUUUGGUGUCAGGUUUCACGACGGCCGCCUCAUUCCAAGUGCUCUCCUCUCAGCUUAAAGAUCUCUUCGGUGUCAAGAUCAGGAAAACAGGACCGAAUUACAAAGUUGUCUUAACAGUUAUAGAAGUGGUGAAGAACUUACCUAGCUUGAACUGGGCGGCGGUGAUCAUCUCUGUCAUCACCUGCCUCAUCAUCGCACUCAAUAACGAAGUCUUGAAGCCGAUAGUUAGCAAGUUGAGUAGAGUGCCAGUUCCUGUGGAGCUGCUGGCGAUUGUUGUGGGCACGCUGGUCUCCAGGUUCGGCAGCCUCAAGGAACAGUUCGGGAUAACACUCGUCGGAAAUAUACCAACAGGUCUACCAGUACCCGAGGUGCCGCCCGUCGAGUUGUUCCCGUCUGUGGCACUCGACGCGUUCACAAUCACGAUGGUCACCUACACUAUAUCCAUGUCUAUGGCUUUAAUAUUUGCUUCCAAAGAGAAAUAUGAAAUAGAUGCGAACCAAGAACUUCUUGCUUUGGGUGCAAGCAACGUGUUCGGAUCUUUCUUCGCAUGCGCACCAAUCUGCGCCAGUCUGUCCCGCUCCUACAUACAGUACCAGGCGGGCAGUAAGACGGGCAUGACGACUGUGGUAAGUGCGUGUCUGAUCCUGUGCGUGUUGCUGUGGAUCGGACCGUUCUUCGAGCAGCUGCCGCGUUGUGUGCUCGCCUCCAUCAUCGUCGUCUCUCUAAAAGGAAUGUUCAUGCAGGUCAAAGAGCUGCGCAAAUUCUGGCAACUAAGUAAACUGGACGCUAUCGUGUGGCUCGUCACUUUCCUCACCACUGUUCUCAUCAACAUUGACAUCGGUCUGGCGGCGGGUCUGUUAGCGAGUGUGGGCACGCUGUUCUGUAGAUCUCAGAAGCCCUACACCUGUUUGCUCGGCCGCGUUCUCGACACCGACUUGUAUCUGGAUAUUAAGAGAUACAGAGCUGCGGAAGAAAUUCCUGGCAUCAAGAUCUUCCACUACUGUGGCGGUCUGAACUUCGCGAGCAAGAACUUGUUUCGAUCGACGCUGUUCCGUAAGAUCGGCUACUUGAAGCCCACAGACACCGCACAAGAAGAGGAUAACCUCACCAAGAGCGAGUCUUUCGAGUGGGACCCCACUAUUGGACAUAGAGUCCAAUGCGUGAUAAUAGACGCUACGGCGCUAUCGUACGUUGACGCACCAGGCAUCCGCAGCCUGGUGGCGGUGCAGCGCGAGCUGGCCACCAGCAGCAUCACUGUACUCCUGGCUGGAGCUAACGGUCCAGUUUUAGAAAUGAUAGAUCGAUACAAUUCUUUAGAAAGUGAACAAUUACAAUUAGACACUUUCCCUACAGUACACGACGCUGUAGUUUACUAUAAAAUAUUAACUUCAAGAAAAGACGAACCCGCUUUGACUAUUGUAUCAUGAUUGUUAAAUAUUUUCAUAGAAAUAACUGGUUAUAACUGUGAAAUAACAGAUAAAUAGCUAUUUCCAAGCGUUAAUAGCA
Messenger RNA from Papilio machaon (common yellow swallowtail), 2352 nucleotides. It is a transcript of the gene Prestin, whose product is annotated as solute carrier family 26 member 6. Gene Ontology annotation, cellular component: membrane. The transcript has 18 exons. The record is from RefSeq and is a predicted model, not a curated record. Gene Ontology annotation, biological process: transmembrane transport. Bases 186 to 2273 code for a protein of 695 amino acids. Lineage: Eukaryota; Metazoa; Arthropoda; Insecta; Lepidoptera; Papilionidae. Gene Ontology annotation, molecular function: sulfate transmembrane transporter activity; oxalate transmembrane transporter activity; chloride transmembrane transporter activity.